UAUGUCCCCACUGGACAACAAGGCUAUGUCCCCACUGGACAACAAGGCUAUGUCCCCACUGGACAACAAGGCUAUGUCCCCACUGGAUAACAAGGCUAUGUCCCCACUGGACAACAAGGCUAUGUCCCCACUGGACAACAAGGUAAUGUCCCCACUGGACAACAAGGCUAUGUCCCCACUGGAUAACAAGGCUAUGUCCCCACUGGACAACAAGGCUAUGUCCCCACUGGAUAACAAAGCUAUGUCCCCACUGGACAACAAGGCUAUGUCCCCGCUGGACAACAAGGCUAUGUCCCCACUGGAUAACAAGGCUAUGUCCCCACUGGACAACAAGGCUAUGUCCCCACUGGAUAACAAAGCUAUGUCCCCACUGGACAACAAGGCUAUGUCCCCACUGGACAACAAGGCUAUGUCCCCACUGGACAACCUGCCCAUGCCCCCACUGGACAACCUGUCCAAUCCGUUCCAGGCCCUGGUGUCCUUGUGCAGCCCCCAGUGAAUCAACCUAGGGCAGGGCGGAUGAACAAAGCCCAUCUAAAAACUAUGCUGGGUUGCUCAAGAAUUUUGGAGUUUAUUUUAGUUGUACAAGUCUUCAUGACCACACUACUCAUCGCUAGUACUACAAGCCUGGCUAUGCCCGGUGUCGAAUUGUAUAAAGCUGGCAAACGUUACCGUGAGCUAUAUGGUAAAGGCAAACCUUUUGACGUAAACGAUGUGUUUCUCAGUUUCGCCUUGUCUCUCGUCUUUUAUUUCAUCAUGUUUGCGCUGCUGCUCGCCUGUACUGGAAACUUGGUCCCUAGGGCCGUUGACCUUGGAAAACUCCAGAAAAUUAUGCCAAGCACAUACAGACCAUUUGUGGCAUCCCUUAGUGUUGCCCUGGUCUUUGGAUUUUUGUCAUGUAUAGCGUUAGCAUUGGAUAUGGUAUUACAGUACAAAUUGCUUCAGACACAGCGAGCUCAGGAGACACAACCGAACAAGCGCAGGAAUCUCCCCAUAGACAGGCCUGGGAUAUCAACAAGGAGUAUUUACAGUCACAAUACUUUUUCGUCAAACGAGCGGAAUUGGUAA
Pocillopora verrucosa is the source of this 1068-nucleotide messenger RNA. NCBI's taxonomy places the organism in Eukaryota, Metazoa, Cnidaria, Anthozoa, Scleractinia, Pocilloporidae. The record is from RefSeq and is a predicted model, not a curated record.